Molecule: messenger RNA, 1189 nt
Organism: Vollenhovia emeryi
Lineage: Eukaryota; Metazoa; Arthropoda; Insecta; Hymenoptera; Formicidae
Product: intraflagellar transport protein 22 homolog
Exons: 4
Coding region: 457-1026 (189 amino acids)
Biological process (GO): intracellular protein transport
Cellular component (GO): endomembrane system
Molecular function (GO): GTPase activity
Source: RefSeq, a predicted model, not a curated record
AUACAUAUAUAUUUAAUUACUUAAUUAUUUUGUAAUCGAUUAUUUAGUUCGAUAUUUCCUAUAAUAAUUUUAAUCCGAAUAUCAAAAUAUAUAUGUAUAUACAUAUGCCAAUUGAUAAUGAUAGGACCGACUGAGGUAAGAUCAUCCCACAAUUAAAUACUUGUACAAGUAAUUAAAGAGGCUAUCAUAUUUUACAAGAUUAAGCCAAAGUAUGUACAUACAUACAUAUGUAUAUACAUAUAUGCCCGUUUGAAAUUGCUUUCUCAGUAAUGUGUACACAUACUAGGACAACGGUUGUUAUAGCAACAAUUGCCAAACAAUAAUGCAUUCAGUAUUGGACGGACAUUGUUGUAUUAUACGAUCGUCAGGUGCAAUGGAAUGUUAAUAUACUUGCAACAACUUUUCUAAUAAUAUGUUAUAAGUAUCCAGAUUUUCAAUUCUAUUUGUUAUAAAACAAUGUACACAUUAAAAUUGGUAAUGACAGGACCAACUGAGAGUGGGAAGACCACAAUAGCAAAUUUUUUGGCGGAUGCUACAGAAAUUCCAUACGAUUAUCAUCCAACUCAAGGUGUUCGAAUAUUAGAAUUUGAAAUUAAUGAUAUUGAAAUAAAUAAUGAACGCAUCUCGAGAGAUCUCGAGCUGUGGGACUGCAGUGGAAAUCACAAAUUUAAGAAUUGCUGGCCAGCUAUACGUAAAGACGUACAUGGUGUGAUACUCGUAUACAGUGCUAAAAUACAGGAUUCUUCGAAAAAGUUGAGAGAAUAUUACGAUUAUUUCGUUAGCGGAGCUAAAUUAGGGCCAAAUAAUUGUGUAAUAUUUUUCUUCGAUCCUGAUAAUACAUCAAGCGCGUCGAAAAUUAUUUCGUCCAAUUUCCCUAAUGUCUCUCAUGUCAAAUGUAACGUGGAUGACGGUGGUGAUAAAUUAAAGGCUGAUUUUCGAUUGUUUCUAAGUGCCCUAAUGACGAAGCUGCACGAAGACAAAGAAGAAAAAUUGAUAUCGAGUGAUAAUAUAUUAUUUUCUAAAUAGUACGUUCACUUUUUAUUUGUAUAACAAUCAUAUGAAUGGUAAAAAAUAGUUUUCUUGUAUUAUUAAUAUCUAUCUCUGUUGUAGUUAUUUAUGUAACCAAAGAUACGCCCCCCUCAAUUACCAAUAUUUCCCUCAAUAUAUUAAUAUUGUAUAUAUCACAGAA